AAACUAAAAAAAGCUUUUUAAGGAAGCAACAAAUUGAUUUCCAAAGUGGUUGUUCCAUUUUACAUUCCCACCAGCAGUGUAUAAGUGUUCCAGUCUCUCCACAACCUCUCCAACAUUUAUUAUUUUGUGUUUUUUGGAUUAAUGCCAGCCCUACUGGAGUGAGAUGAAAUCUCAUUGUAGUUUUGAUUUGCAUUUCUCUAAUGGCUAAUGAUUGUGAGCAUUUCCUUAUGUAUCUGUUAGCACCCUGAAUGUCUUCUUUAGUGAAGAGCCUGUUCGUAUCCUUUGCCCAUUUUUUAAUUAGGUUGUCUUUUUGUAGUUGAGUUUUUGCAGUAUCAUGUACAUUUUAGAGAUCAGGCGCUGAGUGGAAAUGUCAUAGGUAAAACCUUUUUACUGGUCUGUAGGUAGUCUUUUUACUCUUUUGGUGAAGUCUUUGGAUGAGCAUAGGUGUUUGAUUUUUAGAAGCUUCCAGUUAUCUGGUUUCUCUUCUACAUUUUUAGAAAUGUUUUGCAUACUGUUUAUGCCAUGUAUUAGGGCUCUUAGCAUUGUCCCUAUUUUUUCUUCCAUGACCUUUAUCAUUUUAGAUUUUAUUAGGUCUUUGAUCCAUUUGGAGUUAGUUUUUGUGCACGGUGUGAGGCAUGGGUCUUGUUUCAUUUUUUUGUAGAUGGAUAUCCAGUUAUUCCAGCACCAUUUGUUAAAAAGUCUGUCUUUUCCCCAAUAAAUUGACUUUGGGCCUUUGUCAGAUAUCAACUGCUCCUAUGUGGAUGGAUUUAUGUCUAGAUUCUCAAUUCUGUUCCGUUGAUCUAUGUAUCUGUUGUUGUACCAGUACCAGGCUGUUUUGACUACUGUGGCGGUAUAAUGGGUUCUAAAAUCAGGUGGAGUGAGGCCUCCUGGUUUCUUCUUCUUUUUCAGUAAUGCUUUACUUAUCCGGGGUCUCUUGCUUUUCCAUAUGAAGUUGGUGAUUUGUUUCUCCAUCUCAUUAAAAAAAUGUCAUUGGGAUUUGGAUCAGAAUUGCAUUGUAUCUAUAGAUGGCUUUUGGUAGAAUAGAUAUUUUUACAAUGUUAAACCUUCCUAUCCAUGAGCAAGAUAUGUUUUUCCACUUAUGUAGGUCUCUUUUGGUUUCUUGCAGUAGUGUCUUGUGGUUUUCUUUGUAUAGGUCUUUUACAUCUCUGGUAAGGUUUAUUUCUAAGUAUUUUAUCUUCUUAGGGCCUACUGUAAAUGGUAUUGAUUUGGUGAUUUCCUCCUCAGUGUUCUUUUUGUUGGUGUAGAGGAAUCCAACUGAUUUUUGUAUGUUUAUCUUGUAUCUUGAUACUCUACUGAACUCUUCUAUUAGUUUCAGUAGCUUCCUUGAGGAUUCUUAAGGGUUUUCUGUGUAUAAGAUCAUGUCAUUUGCAAAUAGAGAUACUUUUACUUCUUCCUUACCAAUCUGGAUGCCCUUUGUUUCUUUAUCUAGCCUGAAUGCUCUGGCUAGGACCUCCAGCACAAUGUCGAGUAAGAGGUGAUAAAGGGCAUCCUUGUCUGGCUCCUGUUCUCAAGGCUUUGCCCACUUUUUGAUUGGAUUCUGUUUUUAUUGUUAAGUUAUAAAAGUUUUAUAUAUAUUUUGGAUAUUAGGCCCUUAUCCAACAUAUGGUUCCUAAAAUUUUCUCCCAAACUGUAGUUUGUCUGUUAACUUUGUUGAUAAAGUCCUUUGACGUAGAAAAGCAUUUCAUUUUUAUGAGGUCCCAUUUAUCUAUUUUGACUUUUGUUGUUCAAAAUUUGUUGUCUUAUCUGUUGUUAAAUACUAGAUCCCUCCGUAGGGUUUUCAAUGGCAGAUUUUUGGAAGUAGAUCACCAGCCCUUUCUUUGGAGGUGCCUGUGGGUGAACUUGAACUGCCAACCUUUCAGUUAGCAGUGGGGCGUGUUAACCAUUUGCACCUCCCAGGGACUCCUUGGCACAUUGUAGGUAUAACUAAAGAGUUAUUAUAAUAAAGAGGCAGUUUGUAGCCAGUGGUGAUUAAGGGCCCAGACUGCUAUGUUCAAAUCUCAGCUCUGCCACUUUGUUUCUAUGUAAUGUUAGGCUAAUUACUUAACCUCUUUGUAUCUCAGUGUGGUGCAGUGAAUUACUUAAUAGAGCCCUUCCAGCUAUAGCCUUUGUGACUCCCACAGAAUAAUUAGGUGGGACUAGGCAAAUAAAGUGUUUGCGGCCCACCAAGGGGAUUGGACAGCCUGCUAACAAUGCAAAUAAGGUGCAUGGAACCCCUGUGGGGGUGGGACCAUGAAAAUAAGGUGUAUGGAACCCUAAUGAGCGGAUGGGUCUGUUUUGCCAUCACCCUAAGCUUAAAAGACAGCCAAUCCCAGAGCAGAGAGGGGUGGACAUCACUACCAUCAAGAAAGAAGACCCAGGAGUGGAGCGUGUCCUUUGGACCUGGGUACCUGCAAUGGGAACCUCCAAGACCUAGGAAACAGAGCGAGAUGUAACCUAGGAAAGAAAGAAGAUGGUACAAGACGGUGAGAAGCAGUGGCAGAGAAAUGGUGGCAGAAGAAUCAGGAGACUGGCAUAAGAUGGUGCAGUGGGCUUCCUGGCCCACAGAACAAGGUGGCUACAGUGGGUGUACCAACCCACGGAGUGAGAGAGUUGAGUGCCUUCUGGCAGGCAGCUUGCUGGAAGAGCAGGGUAUCUCUGAGCACUUAUUGGCAGAGCUAAAAGAACUUUGUAACACUUGCCUGAGCAGGGCAGAGGCCAGGCUGUGGACCAAGGGCUACAGGUGGAGGAACUGAGAGAGGGAGAAAGAGAGAGAGCCCUACCUAUUGGCACAGCUGAGAAGCUGACCUAACUGAAGAACUGUAUCCUGAGUCAUUCCUGAUCCUGAAUUGUAACCUGUUACUUCCCUAAUAAACCCCAUAAUUGUGAGUUUGUCUGUAAGCUCUGUGUGGCCAUUGCAACGAAUUAUCGAACCCAGCAGAGAAGUAGAGAGUGGCAUGGGAGGGAUGACUGGUGAAAACGUUGGAGGGCGGAGGUAUUGAGGCAGGCAGCCUCAGAGCCCAGCUCUUCUUUGAAUAACCUGCUCUGGCUUAUCCUCCUACGCAGAGCAGAAUAGUUCACACAUUUUCCUGGAAUUGUUCUUGUCAAAAUAACCACAAAAUGGGCCAUAGCUGGCCUCAGCCCAUUUUAGAAGGCCUUCAACACCAUCUUGACAUUUUAAGUGACCUAUUUUGGUGUAGUGGUUAAGUGCUACGGCUGCUAACCAAAAGGCCGGCAGUUCAAAUCUGUCAGGUGCUCCUUGGAAACUCUAUGGGGCAGUUCUACUCUGUCCUAUAGGGUCGCUAUGAGUCGGAAGGAAUCCACAGGGCAGUAGGUUUGGUUUGGUUUGGUAUUAGCUCAUUAAGAGCAAAAUACAUAUAAGCCUCUGGAUGGAGACUUAACACACCGGUGAGAGAAGGUUGACCUCUUCAUCCCAGGAAGUUGAACCCCUGUCUAAAGAAAGUGCAUAGCCAUCUCCAAACAUUGGGUGCCUGCAUGAAGAUCAAUCCUGAAUAUUCAUGAUAAAUUUACAUUUCCUUGCCUGCUCUUUGUAAAAGCUCACCUCCCCAAGCUGCUUGUGAGCAGUCUUGGAGGCAGCAGCUCAGACUGUUCCUUUACUUGCCAAGGAAAUAAAAGCAUCUUUGUGAUCUCCCAUAUCAGCCUCUUGUUUAUUGGCUGUGACAAGUCAUGCCAAGCAACUUGGGUUUUCCCAACAUUUCAUUUGACUUCCACCUCAUAGGAGUCAGCCGUGGGCUGAUGUGGAUCUGGAUUCUCUUUCCUCCCCCUUGUGAAGUUAGAGGAGAUUGGACGCACACGUGCCGUUUUUGCGGUCUCAGUUUUCUUAUGUGUGGGAUGGGGGUAAUAACCACAACUACCUCACAGAUUGUUGUGAGGAGUAAGUGAAAUAAAAAAAUAAGCCAGGUGAAAUUUGGUGGUGAUAAAAGCUCAAGUAAUAAGUUCUGCUCCUCCUAUCCUAUUAUUAAACUUGUCCUGCAAUUCCCCUUUCCAAACUCUGCUUUCCCCCAAUAAUAUUAUCUUCUAAGAUAAUAAUGCAAUUAGCCUCGUACCUUUUACCAUACUCUACUUUUGUUUGAUUUACUUCUGAAAAUCGGCCCAACGAAAACCCUAUAGAUCAUAACAGUCUGAUCUGAUCUGAAACUGAUCAUGGGGAUAGCACAUGACUGGGUAGUGUUUGUUCUGUCGUGCAUGAAGUUACUAUGAGUCAGGGGCCAACCCUACAGCUGCUACCAACCACUUUUAUUCUCUAACAUUAUCACCUUCCAUAUUGCUAAGUUAUUUACUUAUUUAGUAUUUUUAUGGCUUAAUAUCUGUCUCCCUCCACAAGGUAGUAUGCUCCAGGAGGGCACGGAUUUUGUCCUUUUCUUUCAGAGGAAUCUCCAGCACCUAGAACAGUACUGGGCAUGUAGUAGGUGGUCAAUAAGUAUUAACUAUUAUUGUUAUAAAAUCUACCCUGAUACCCUAUUUAAUACAGAAUAAUUCUCCAACCCCGUUUGAACUUUGAUUCUCCUUGACCAGCUUUUUCUUUUUCGCAAUUGCACUUAUAUAGCCUUUUUAAAAAGAAAGCGAUAGAUGGUUAUUCAUUCAACAAAUAGUUUUGGGGGUGCUUACUCUGUGGCACUGUUUUAUCACUAGGGAUACAGUAAGGUACAAAACUGACACAAUUCCUCCCUUUAUGGAGCUGACAUUCCCAUGGGGGACUUUUUUUUUUUCUGUGUACAUAAAAAAAUUUUUUUUUGUGGUAAAAUAUAUAUAACAUAAAAUUUUCCAUUUUAACUAUUUUUAAGCAUAUAAUUCAGUGGCAUUAAUUACAUUCACAAUGUUGUAUAACCUUCAGCACUUUUUCCAAAAUUUUUCAUCACCCUGAUCAGAAACUCUGUACUCAUUAAACAAUAACUCCCUAUUUCUCUCUCCCCCCUGGUCCCUGGUAACUUCUAACCUAUUUUCCGUCUCUAUGAAUUUGCCUAUUCUAAAUAUUUCAUGUAAGCUGAAUCAUAUAAUAUCUGUCUUUUUGUGUGGCUUAUCUCACUCGGCAAAAUAUUUUUUUUUAUAAUUUGUUGAGAAUAUACACAACACACACAAAUUUGACAAUUUCCACAUGUACAGUUCAGUGGCACUGAUCACAUUCUUUGAGUUGUGCAACCAUUCUCACCCUCCUUUUCUGAGUUGUUCCUCCCCAAUUAACAUGAACUCAUUGCCCUCUAAGGUUCCUAUCUAAUCUUUUGAGUUACUGUUGUCAAUUUAAUGCCAUAUAGAUAGCUCUUCAAAGAGCACAAUGGUCAAGGCAGACAUUCUUUACUAGUUAAGCUAGAUUGUUAUUUGGAGUCCUGGUGGCUCAGUGGUUAAGAACUAUGACUACUAACCAAAAGGCCGGCAGUUCAAAUCCACCAGUUGCUCCUAGGAAACCCUACAGGGCAGUUCUACUUUGUCCUAUAGGGUCACGAUGGGACAGUUUUACUCUGUCCUGUAGGGUCAUUAUGAGUUGGAAUUGAUUGCAUGGCAGCAGGUAGUAGUAGUCUUUGGUUUUAAGAAGGCUUCAGGGGAUAUUUUUGGUUUAAGGUUUAAAGAUUACCUCAGGGCAAUAAUUUCAGGGGUUUAUCUAGCAUCUAUGGCUCUAGAAAGUUUGGAUUCCAUGAGAAUUUUAAAUUCCGUUCUGCAUUUUUCACUUUUGGUCAGGAUUCUUCUAUAGAGUUUUGAUCAGAAUGUUUAGUAGGCUCAGCAUAAUGUUUUCAAGGUUAACUUUUGCCGUAGCAUGUAUUAGAAUUUAAUUUCUCUUAUGGCUGAAUAAUAUUCCAUUGUAUGGAUGAACUGCAUUUUGUUUAUCCAUAAAUUUGUUUAUGGACACGGGUUAUUUCCAUCUCACUUAUUACCUUUUAACACGCUAUGUAAUUAGUAUUUUUAUUACUAGUGUCCUCCCCCUCACACACACCUAGAUUGUAAGUUCUGUGAAAUCAAGGAUUUUAUAGGCUUUCUUUUUAUGUAUCCCAACAUCUAGGACCCAUAACCAGACCAAACCCAUUGCCGUCCGGUCGAUUCCCACUCAUAGCGACCCUAUAGGAUAGAGUAGAACCGCCCCAUAGUUUCCAAGGAGCGCCUGGUGGAUUCAAACUGCCGACUUUUUGGUUAGCGGCCAUAGCACUUGCCCGCUAUGCCACCAAGGUUUUCACAUGUAAGACAGUGCCUGGCAUAUGGUAGGUACUCAAUAAAAUAUUUGGUGAGUGAAUUGUAUGUGGUGUAGUGCAGGAUGCACUGGAAACGGAGUCCGAAGGUCACCUGCAACUGCCACUGAAAUCCCAUGUGACCUUAAACACUCGAAUUCUUAACCCCCUUUGGGUUUUAUUUUUUCCCUCCCAGUUCCGACCCACCUUGGAUCGCCAGCUGCUCAGGGCAAGCAGGUGGGGUCGCGUCCUUCCCCUUGUGGCCGCUAGGGGGCAGUUGUGCCCCCGGCGCAGCCCCGCCCACUUCCCGGACCUCCAGCGGCUCCUGGAGAGAACUGCCCGCCCCUUGUAGAGAAACGGAGUGUGGCCGCGCCGGGUUCACUUGCUCGUCCGCCCGGCCGCCGGCAGGUUGCAGUCCCGCCAUGUCCUGCUACAUCUACCAGCUGCCCUCCUGGGUGCUGGACGACCUGUGCCGCAACAUGGACACCCUCAGCGAGUGGGACUGGAUGCAGUUCGCCUCCUAUGUGAUCACGGACCUGACCCAGCUGCGGAAGAUCAAGUCCAUGGAGCGGGUGCAGGGUGUGAGCAUCACUCGGGAGCUGCUGUGGUGGUGGGGCAUGCGGCAGGCCACCGUCCAGCAGCUCGUGGACCUCCUACGCCACCUGCAGCUCUACCGUGCCGCCCAGAUCAUCCUCAACUGGAAACCAGUUUCGGAACUCAAGUCUCCCAUUCCCUUUCCGGACACGGUGAAGCCAGUAAGUCCAUUGGCAGCUUCUGUGAGGAAUGCCAUGGAUGAGCAGGAGAAAGGGCAGCCCGUGCAGCCGGCCACCCUCCCGGGCCCAGGGUCUGCUGCAGCCAGGGCAUCCCAGCAGUUCUUUCUCCUACCUCUUUCUGAAGAAGAUGCCCCUCACUCCUUAAAAACCAGCCUCCCCACUUCGUCUGAUUCAAAGGAUUUCAGCACCUCUCCUCCUAAGCAGGAAAAGCUUUUGAACCUGGCUGGAGACAGCCUUCUCUGGAGUGAGGCAGAUGUGAUCCAGGCAACCAACGACUUCAACCAAAACCACAAAAUCAGCGAGGGUACCUUUGCUGUUGUCUACAGAGGGCAAAGGCAUGGCACGCCAUUCGUCUUCAAGAAGCUCAGGGAGGCGGCCUGCUCAAGCUCAGCAUCAAUUGAAAGAUUCUUUCAGGUAGAGGUACAGGUGUGUCUUAGCUCCAACGUUUUGCUAGACCAAAACUUCACCCCCAAGCUGGCUCAUCCAGUGGCUCACCUGUGUCCUGUCAACAAAAGGUCAAAAUACACCAUGAUGAAAACCCACGUUUUCCAGGCCUCAGCUGCAUAUCUGCCAGAAGAUUUCAUCAGGGUGGGGCAGCUGACAAAGCGAGUUGACGUCUUCAGCUGUGGAAUUGUAUUAGCAGAGGUGCUCACUGGCAUGGCUGCGAUGGACAAGGACCGAAGCCCGGUUUUCCUGAAAGAUUUACUCCUAAGGGAGAUUCCAAGUAGCACCACCUCGUCCUGCUCCAGGAAGAUGGACAUUGAGAAGGUGAUGGCAAAGGAGAUCUGCCGCAAGUAUGUGGAAAAGCGUGCGGGGAAGUUGCCAGAGGACUGCGCUGAGGCCCUGGCUGCUGCCGCCUGCCUCUGCCUACGGAAGCGCAAUGCCAGCCUAGCCGAGGUGUGUGGCUCUGUGGCUGCCGUGGAGGAGCGGCUCAGAGGCCAGGAGACGUCGCUUCCCUGGAGCGGGCUUUCCAAGGGCACAGGCACCUCCUCUAACACCCCAGAAGAAACGGACGAUGUGGACAAUUCCAGCCUUGAUGCUGCCCCCUCCAGAAGGGAAGCAUCCUGGGUGGGAGCUGCCUCCUCACCUCUACCCACAGAGGAGGGACAAGGGAGGCUACGGGCCAGCGGGAAAAUGGAGGCUGACUCCCCCUCUGAGGCCUGUGCCAGCCAAGUGCCUCCCCAGGAUGCAUCUACAGAGACUUCAUGGAAAAUUGAGAUCAAUGAGGCCAAAAGGAAACUGAUGGAGAAUAUCUUGCUCUACAAAGAGAAGAAACUGGACAGUGUUGAGCUUUUUGGACCCUGAAAACCAGGACAAAGCUGAGGACCCUCGUCCUUAAUCAGAAAGAUAAGAGUUAAAUCAAGAAAAAGGUCUGAAAUCAGAGACUCAAGGAAACAUUCAGUCCAAAGGACUAAUGGACCACAUGAACCACAGUCUCCACUAGCCUGAAACCAGAAGAACUAGAUGGUACCUGGCUACCACUACCAACCUCUCUGAUUGGGAUCACAAUAGAAGGUCCUGGGUAGAGUGGGAGAAGAAUGUAGAACAAAAUUCAAAUUCAUAAAAAAGACUAGAAUUACUGGUCUGAUAGAAACUGGUGGAACCCCAGAGACUAUGGCCCGUAGACACCCUUCAAACCUGGAACAGAACCCAUUCCCGGCGAUCACCUUUCAGCCAAACAGUAGACGGGUCUAUAAAGUGAAUAGUAACACCCAUGAGGAAUGUGCUCCUCAGAACAAUCAAACGUAUGAGACCAAAUGGGCAGCAUUUGCCAAAAAACCAAGUUCAGAAGCCAGGAAGUGGCAGGAAAGAUAGGCGAAUGGAAACAGGGAACCCAAGGACAAAUUGGGUAGAGUGCUGUCACAUUGAGGGGAUUGCAGUUAAUGUUGUAAAACAAAAUGUGUAUAAAUUGUUGAAUGGGAAACUAAUUAGCUCUGUAAUCUUUCACCCAGACUGCAAUAAAAUGUUAAAAAAAAAAAAAACAACUCUGAGGCAGAAUCCAAAAUGUCCCAUGAAA
Loxodonta africana (African savanna elephant) is the source of this 8963-nucleotide messenger RNA. RefSeq names its product interleukin 1 receptor associated kinase 2 (gene IRAK2). Gene Ontology annotation, molecular function: protein binding; ATP binding; protein kinase activity. NCBI's taxonomy places the organism in Eukaryota, Metazoa, Chordata, Mammalia, Proboscidea, Elephantidae. The record is from RefSeq and is a predicted model, not a curated record. The transcript is spliced from 11 exons. Gene Ontology annotation, biological process: protein phosphorylation; cellular response to lipopolysaccharide; Toll signaling pathway. Gene Ontology annotation, cellular component: plasma membrane; nucleus; cytoplasm. The coding region runs from base 6596 to 8251 and encodes 551 amino acids.